Daldinia vernicosa is the source of this 1500-nucleotide messenger RNA. RefSeq names its product RNA-binding domain-containing protein. The coding region runs from base 99 to 1406 and encodes 435 amino acids. The record is from RefSeq and is a predicted model, not a curated record. Lineage: Eukaryota; Fungi; Ascomycota; Sordariomycetes; Xylariales; Hypoxylaceae. Gene Ontology annotation, molecular function: RNA binding. The transcript has a single exon.
CGAAUCAAGGCGGGCACAUGUGUGCCUUUCCUUUCCAACAAUAAUACGGAAAAUAAAAAUAAACUCAAUUCGGAAGUCUCAGAACUCUCAGAACCAUAAUGGCCACCACAGUCAUAGCCGAGGCUGAGCAACAUGCCGCGCCAGAGACCAAAGAUUCCAGAAAGCGCAAGUCGCAAGUCGACGAGAUUGAGGUAGACUUGUCGCUACCGGAGCCGCCGUCAAAAAAAGCGAAGCGACUUCUCAAGAAAGGCAAACCGCUCCCCGAAAAGCCCAAGAGCGACGACGAAGCCGAGUCGGAAGAUGGGUUACCUAUACCAAAGGGUGCAUCCAAAGGCGGGAAGGGGGAUAAGAAAUCCGAGCGCUCUGAACACGGCAUAUGGAUAGGAAACUUGCCCUUUACCUUGACGAGAGUGGAAUUGUUCAAAUGGCUGGUGGAAAGUUCGGGCGGUAUGAUAAAAGAGGAGAACAUCACGAGAGUCAACAUGCCGACGAGUAAAUAUAACGGGGAUAGGAGAUACGGAAACAACGAGGAUACGCCAAAGACUCAAAACAAGGGCUUCGCAUACGUGGACUUCAACGUGGAAUCUGCAUCCGUCGCCGCUAUGGCUCUAACAGAGACCGAACUAAGCGGUCGAAAAGUCUUGAUUAAAAACUCCAACUCGUACGAGGGACGACCAAAGAAGGAAGCUGAGAAUGGAACUGCUGCUACCACCGGCGCUACUACAACAAAUGGCAGCCAGACAGCAGCAGAGAAAACCCCUACCAGCCGUAAAAUCUACGUCGGAAACCUCUCCUUCCAAACAACCGAAGAUGAUCUACGCGCACACUUCGACAAGUGCGGCGACAUCGAAUGGGUCAAGGUCGCAACAUUCGAGGACAGCGGGAAGUGUAAGGGGUUCGGAUGGGUCAAGUUCAAGGAGCCAGAAGCAGCGGGGUGGGCGGUAAAGGGAUUCAUCAAGAUCAAAGAAGAAAUCGAAACGGAGGAAGAUUUCCGGGAUGCGGAUGAAAAAGCUGACGGGGACGGAGAUGCGCAGCAGGAGGAGAAGAAGUUCAAGAUGCGCAAGUGGUGGGUCAAUCGUCUUCGAGGGCGCGAGCUGAAGAUCGAGUUGGCGGAGGAUGAUCAGGCGAGGUAUAAGAAGAGGUUUGGUAAGGAUCGGGAUCCUCAGGGGGCGGGGAAGAGGGAAGGCGGAAGAGAGAGGCCGCAAGGUGAGAAGAGGGAGAGGGAACAUAGACCGGCGCGGAGGACAGAUGGAGAUGCGAGUGCGGAUGGGAAGAAGAAGGAUGGGACUGCGUUUGGGGAGAAGAGCGAGAAGCCUGCGAAGCCUAAGUAUGGAGAUGCGGGCGUGGCGACGUAUCUUACCGGUGCUGUUGUUAAGCCCCAGGGUAAGAAGAUUACGUUUGAUUAGAUUGUCCGGAAUUGAUGGAUAUAUAUUCCGUCUUAUGUGCGGAUCCGUAAAGUGUGGUUUAAGUCUUCUAUGUGAUAGGUAGUAAUACUCGGAC